GGUGAUAUUGUAUUAAGCAGCGGUCGGAGGCAGUGAGAACACAGAGUGGAUUAACCGGACACAGAGCUCGAACCCGAACCCGAAAUCAGCAUGCCGAGCAGCAGACUGCCAGCAGCCUUUGUGGCUGUGUUGUUUGUGUGUUCACAGUCAGUCUCAGGCUCGUAUCCCAAAGCUCAGAAUGUCACAUGGGAAUCCACCAACUUCAAAACUCUGCUGACCUGGGAACCCAAACCCUCAAAGGAUUACUCCUACACUGUGGAGUUCUCUGCCAUUGGUGAGAACAGACACAGAAAUCCACACUGCAUCCGAACCCCUGAGACGAGUUGCGACCUGACCAGGUCCCUCACUGACCUAAAGGCAGUGUAUUCAGCUGACGUGUUGUCUGAACCCCCGCUGGGGGUGACCUCUGACCUCAUCGAGUUUCCUCACACCAGCUCACCAAAAUUCUGCCCCUAUGAAGACACUGUUAUCGGCAAACCUGAUUUCAAACUGGACGUGAGCGAAGACAAAAAGAAGACCACCCUGUACGUGUCUGACCCGGUCACAGCGCUGUUUAAGGACGGACGCCAGCUGACCAUCAGGGACAUCUUCUCUGAAGAGCUGCAGUACAAAGUGACCUAUCGGAAAGCUAAGAGCUCUGGCAGGAAAGAGUACUUCUCCAAGAACAGCACCAUAGAGCUGACCAAUCUGGACCAAAGAGAGAGCUACUGCUUCUAUGUCCAGGCCUACAUCCCGAGCCGCAGAGCUGACAAACAGCUGGGAGACUUCAGCCAAACCCAGUGUUCCCGUAACGAAGACGCCUCCAUCUUUGAAAUGUACUCAGUGGGUGUGAUUAUCGGUGCCAUCUUUUUCAUCCUGCUGCUCAUCAGCAUCAUCGUCGCCGUAACAGUUAGCUGCUAUAAAUGCCGAAAGAACGCUCAAAAACGUGGAAAAGACAGCGUGCCACUCAACAGCGUAAUCCCGUGAGCCAAGAGGGUUAUGACAUCACCUCAACACUGGAUGUAACAGUUUUUAGUUUCUGUGAAACUGCCCGUUAUUAUGUUAGACGUAUUGUUUGUCUUUAACACCUGAUGCUGCACAGAGAUUUUAGGAAAAUGAUGUUUGUAAAUACUUGUUUUGGGUGAUUGGUACUUUCUGGUGAUGCCUUUGGAUAAACACUACCAACUGCUUUUAUUUAUUCACUUUAUAGUGUGUGUUCUAACUUGAAUAAUAACUUUGGGAGAUCAGGGGAACUUUAUGAGAAAUCAAACUUUAAAUUUUAUUUUUGUAUCAGAUUCUUAAUUUAUUAUGUUUAACUGAAAUUAACUUUUAUGUAUAUGAUGCUGUGUUUUAGUGUUUAUACUUAAAAGUGUAAAAGAUCAUUUUGCUACAUGAAAAAUAAAUAUUUUAUGGAACAGAA
This is a messenger RNA of Thalassophryne amazonica, 1399 nucleotides long. It is a transcript of the gene f3a, whose product is annotated as coagulation factor IIIa. The coding region runs from base 91 to 966 and encodes 291 amino acids. Gene Ontology annotation, cellular component: membrane. The record is from RefSeq and is a predicted model, not a curated record. Gene Ontology annotation, molecular function: protein binding. Gene Ontology annotation, biological process: blood coagulation. The transcript has 6 exons. NCBI's taxonomy places the organism in Eukaryota, Metazoa, Chordata, Actinopteri, Batrachoidiformes, Batrachoididae.